This is a messenger RNA of Coccomyxa subellipsoidea C-169, 411 nucleotides long. RefSeq lists its product as hypothetical. The record is from RefSeq and is a predicted model, not a curated record. Lineage: Eukaryota; Viridiplantae; Chlorophyta; Trebouxiophyceae; Coccomyxaceae. The coding region runs from base 1 to 411 and encodes 136 amino acids. The transcript is spliced from 2 exons.
AUGAAUACAGGCGAGUGGAAUUGGCACGACAGCGCGCCGAAACAGAAGCACGACCCAGAAGCUGGUGGCCACACGGUGGACCCCUACAAUCCCAUGAGCCUCUUCCGGCAGUACAUGCGCUACCGGCCGGCCAUCACCUCAGCGGCGGGCAGAGGCGGGCUGCCCGAAGAGCCCGACAGGGCAGGGCAUGGGCAGGUCACGGGCAACCAGGAACGAAACCCCUUCCAAUUCCUGACGCAACGCCCGAGGGGCCCGCGGCGGCGGGGGGUCCGGCAGCCGGCGCGGCCGCGGCCGCGGCCUGCGCUGAGCUUUCCCUUUGUUUCACUGCGGGGGGGUGUAGUCCUGGAAUGUGGCGGCCGGGGAGUCCGCGGCACCAGGGAUCCCGGCGGCCGCGGCUGCGGCCGGCGCUGA